GAGGAGCAGGAGCAGGAGGAGGAGGAGGAGGAGGAGGAGGAGCAGGAGCAGGAGCAGGGACCCCUCGGGCCAGGAGCACCUCCGGCAGCCCCCACCGGGAGGAAGCGUGCUGGGGCGGGCCGCGGCCCCGGCAGGACUGCCGGACGUGCGCCGCUCGCCCGCCGCGUCUUGGGCACGGCGGGGCGCAAGCAUUCCUGGAGGCCUGGGAAUGGGCACCAACACCAACACGGGGGGGCUGCCUCCACAGGGAGAAGAGGAUCCCAGAUGCACACCGCCGAUACUGGUGUUAUGUUGUUCCCAUCCUACUUAAGGACCACAUCCCAGAAAUAAUUUCGAGCACCCGGAAAAGUGCCGAACGAGUGUCGAAGCAGUGUCGGGCGAGUGUCUCCCCGGGCCCGACACGUGACAACCCCUGAGUUUCGGUACCUUUUGGGGCGCUCGAAGUCCUUUCUGCUGGUCAAGGCUAAAAGAGGUUGGAGCAUCAUAGUAUUGGUGCUGGUGUCAACCUCUGGGCCUGCGACUGGUGGCCGAGGCGCCCUCACCAAGCCGGAGGGCCGCGCGUCGGAGCCAGCGGCGCGGCGACAGACGGUGUGUCCAUCGGCGGCGAGCUCCGGGGGGAGGUGAGAAGUGGCGGGCCUUCUCAGAAGGCUCGGCAGUCCUCCGGCCUGCUGAACAAAUUCAAUGGGACGCACAGAGACAUACAAGCACUAUCGGAGGUGAGGGGGUGAGAUCGAAGUGGAACGAAGAAAGAAGGAGAAGGAGGAGGACGGAUCGCCUAAGCCCUUCGGAGGCACCCUCCACGUGGGCGCGGACGGGGCGGUGCCACCUCUAGGCGGGCCGCGCCACUUCUGCAGGGCGGUCUGGGCUCGCCGCCUGGUCGUCGUCGAGGUGCGGCGGCGGGCUCCGCGCACGGCGCUCGCCGCGGCGGCCCUCGCCGCGGCGGCCCUCGCCGCGGCGCUCCUCGCCGC
Molecule: messenger RNA, 968 nt
Organism: Prorocentrum cordatum
Lineage: Eukaryota; Dinophyceae; Prorocentrales; Prorocentraceae
Source: the annotation of a GenBank genome assembly